Molecule: messenger RNA, 2593 nt
Organism: Colletes gigas
Lineage: Eukaryota; Metazoa; Arthropoda; Insecta; Hymenoptera; Colletidae
Product: sodium-independent sulfate anion transporter-like
Exons: 8
Coding region: 73-1836 (587 amino acids)
Biological process (GO): transmembrane transport
Cellular component (GO): membrane
Molecular function (GO): sulfate transmembrane transporter activity
Source: RefSeq, a predicted model, not a curated record
UUGUGUUGGCCAUGCGAAGCUUUUGCGGUGAGUGUACGUAGCUGCAUUUAUGCAAGAUUCGAUUCUGUAAAAAUGCCGUACGUACGAGGAAAUGUUCGUGAAACAACACCCUUGUUGAGGAGGAACGUGAGCUCGAAGCUCGAUUUAAAGCAACUUCUUCUGCGAAGGAUACCGAUUCUGACAUGGCUGCCUCUCUACACUUGGAGCAAACUUCUCCAAGAUAUUUUAGCAGGAUUGACAGUGGGUUUAACUGCUAUACCGCAGGGCAUAGCCUAUGCAAUCGUGGCUGGACUUCCAGCUCAGUACGGCCUGUACAGCAGUUUCAUGGGGUGUUUCGUCUACUUGGUGUUCGGCAGUUGCAAAGACAUCACGGUUGGGCCUACAGCAAUUAUGGCUUUGUUGUCGCAACAGCACGUUAUAAGACUCGGAGAAGACAUAGCCGUGUUCAUCUGUAUCGUGUCGGGUUGCGUUAUUACGGUGAUGGGGUUGCUCCAUUUGGGAUUUCUCCUGGAAUUCGUUAGCCUGCCAGUAAUCUCUGGAUUCACUAACGCGGCAGCAAUAAUAAUAGCAACGUCUCAGCUUGGCACGCUUCUCGGAUUGACCGGCAGAAGCGACUCGUUCAUCGACGCCAUUGUUAAAGUUGCGAAUUAUGCUAACGAGAUUACACUCUGGGACACGUUAUUAGGAGUCUGUUCCAUGAUUCUACUCGUCUGCUUGAAAAAAUUGCCUGGCAAGAAAAAUGGGACAGCAUUUCGGAAGUUUCUGUGGGUAACAUCAUUGGCAAGGAACGCUGUCGUAGUCAUCUUUGGGAUAAUAUUAAGCUAUUCAUUGUCCUGUUAUGGCAUCAAGCCUUUUAAAAUUACUGGAAACAUAACCGAAGGCUUGCCGCCAUUUGGUCCACCGCCGUUCUCUAUCGUAACCCAGAACUACACAUAUAAUUUCGUGGAGUUAGUUAGCGAACUAGGAAGCACCACUAUUUCGAUUCCCCUGAUCGCCAUUUUGGAGAGCAUCGCUAUUUCCAAAGCAUUCGCGAAAGGGAAAACAGUCGAUGCUAAUCAAGAAAUGUUGGCUUUGGGACUUUGCAACAUUUUCGGUAGCUUUGUACGAUCGAUGCCCGCCACAGGAAGCUUCACAAGGACCGCCGUAAACAACGCUUCGGGUGUAAAAACACCGAUGGGCGGUGUAAUUACUGGAUGCCUGGUGCUUUUAGCCUGCGGCCUUCUGACCUCGACUUUUGAAUUCAUCCCGAAAGCAACCCUUGCUGCAGUGAUUAUCGUUGCCAUGUACUACAUGUUCGAGCUUCAUAUUUUCAGCGUGCUUUGGAGAACCAAAAAGAUCGAUCUGAUACCUUUGACAGUGACUUUGCUGAGCUGUUUGGCAAUCGGUCCGGAAUACGGCAUGAUUGCCGGGAUCAUGGUAAAUCUGAUUCUCUUGCUCUAUUUCGCGGCCAGGCCUGGAUUAUUGAUCGAGGACCGCGUUGUCGAUGGACUGAUGAUCGUGUUCGUAUCGCCGAAACAAUCGCUGAGCUACCCGGCCGCGGAAUACCUACGCGAACGAGUGAUGUCCUGGUGUGACGGCAGAGCAGAAACAAUUCCCGUGGUGGUGGAAGGUCGCCACGUGCUUCGAAUCGAUGCCACUGUCGCUAAAAACCUGGCUCUGCUGCUGGCCGACUUGCAGGCCAGGGACCAGAUCCUCGUCUUUUGGAACUGGUGCGAGGAAGUCAGGCGGACUUUGAUAAGCUACGACGCUUCCCUGGCGAUGUCUUUCAAGACUUCCGGCAGCAUAGCUCAGAUAUUUUCAGGUAGAAUCGCGCCCCCUCGCGUUCUACGCAAGUGAAAUUCUGAAUCUAACGAAUGUGCGGAACACUUUCCUUGGAAUUUUUGGAAUGCGCCGAAACGAGCGCUCUUUCACCAAAAUCCCGUGCAAUCAAGCCACGCGGACGUUGGAAAUAUUUCAUUUAACGGUUAAAACUUCGGCGGGGAUUACUCCUCCGCGAGACACAAAUACGAGGACACCUUUUAAUCAUUACUACUCCUUUGAAUAGUUUAAAUCUUGAAUCCUAUUCGAGACUAGCUUUUGGACACAGGAAACCGUUUAGUUCCCUCGAAAAUAGAUACUGUUUCUCCGUAAAACCUUUUAAGCCCCCGUUCACCUUCAUAGAGUUUUAAUUUCAUGUCAUGUCGCCAUCUUGCAUUUCAAAAUUGAUACCAUUUUCGUAAUUAACGUCCCAAAAGACCUUCAUAACGACACCCAUGCCGAUAUUCAGGCGUAUUUACACCAUAUUUACAUGUUAAAUUUGAAAUUUCUCGAUCCAUUUACGGAAAUAAGGCAACAUUAAUAGGUGUGUCAAUGAACAUUCGGACCAAGUAUCAGGUAAAUCCGACCACGAACAAAAUACAUAUGUCCCGUACAAACGUUGCAACCCCUUUUCACCCCUUUUCGUGUGUCAAGAGAAAUCCCCCUGUCAGUAGUAAGGACGACUACCGUUCACAUAUCCAAUCGAAAAUGACUUGCAGUUAUCCAAGCAUUGCUAUAAUGUAUACAGUAAGUGUAAAAAGUAUUCGUACACUAGUCAAUUUCAACAAAAACUUUG